AAUAUUGAAAUGGAUAUUUCAUAUUUUGUUACCGUUCUUCAGUUAAUGAAUAUUUCUCUGCGAAAAUGAAUUAAUUUGUAUUCGGUUACUAAAAUCUUGAAUUUUUAUUAGCUUUCCAUUCAUAUAAUCUAAUAUUCAAUGUACAAAUUUGAUUAAAUUUUACGGAACGAGAAUGUAUGUCGGUCUUCAGAUUUUCGUGUUUAUUUUCGCUCUGUGCUUAGAUUUCGUGUUGUUACUGAAUAACGGCUUGGCCAGGACACCUCCCAUGGGCUGGAUGUCGUGGGGGUACUACCAGUGCGCCGACGACUGUGACAAAACCCCCGAUAAAUGUCUCAAUGAGCAACUCAUCAUGGAUGUAGCGGAUGCAUUAUUCAACGACGGCUACCUGGAGGCCGGGUACGAGUAUGUUGUGAUUGAUGACUGCUGGUCGGAGAGGGUGCGGGACAGGAAUGACCGUCUGGUGCCGGAUAGGAAAAGAUUCCCAAGGGGUAUGAAGUUCUUAGCGGACUAUGUCCACAAGCUGGGUCUGAAAUUCGGCAUGUACACAAACGUGGGCAAGGAUACAUGCAUGCACUACCCGGGCUCGCGAGAUCACUUCGAGAGUGACGCGCAGCAGUUUGCAGAGUGGGACGUGGAUUACCUCAAAGUUGAUGGCUGCUUUGUGGAAAACGAGUAUCUUGAUACUGCAUACAUAAAGCUUGGUCACUAUUUGAAUAAGACUGGCAGACCCAUGGUAUUCUCGUGCAGUUGGCCUUAUUAUAAGGAGUAUAUUCAUAAGACUAAGUUCAGCUACGCGCCAAUCGCGAAACACUGUAACAUGUGGCGCAACUUCCACGACAUCUUCAUCAACUUCGGUAAUGUCGUGUGGAUCAUAGAGAACUACGAGAAGAAUAACAGGCUGUACAGGCAGUUCCAUAAGCCGGGCCAGUGGAACGAUCCUGACAUGAUAAUCCUAGGAAACAAUGGCCUAACCGAGAGCCAGAGCCGCAUCCAAAUGGGCUUGUGGUCGAUGUGGUCCGCGCCGCUCCUGCUCAGCUGCGACAUGAAGAAGAUCAAGCCCUUCGAGAAACAACUGCUUCAGAACAUGGACCUGCUGGCCAUAGCCCAGGACCCUCAGGGGAAGAUGGCUGGAGCCUUUAAGAUUCGAGAGAAAGUUACACUGUGGGUGAAGCGCCACCUACCGAUGAAAGGGGACAUCUACUCUUCAUAUUCUUUCGCACUUGUCAAUUUGAGGGGAGACAGUCAAUAUGUCUCUUUCAAGCUUGCACACUAUGGGUUGGAAAAGACUGAAGUGUAUACAAUUUUGGAUGUGUUCACGGGCGUUUUCUUAAGAAAUGUGACGAGACAGGAGGUCCUGAACAUUUCGGUUCCGGCUGAAGAUAUUAUUCUUUACACGUUCUAUCCCUUGUGAAGGUGAGGCGUACUAAACCAAGCUACUCGUAAAGGCUUGCUUUGCUGGUAGUGACACUAGUGACAGCUAACACUAUACGCGCGCGUCGCGCCGAAUGAUGGUCCCUAUGACCUCUAAUACGGUCACAUUUUUCUAGACUGAAAUACACUUACUUAUUAUCCUUAUCUGUCAUUUUGACUUAUGUAUUUGUAAGAAAACGAUAAAACAUAAUAUAACUAAAUCAGGCCCGUAGACAUGUAAAAUGCUUGAAAUGAAAUGCUAAAUCAGGCCCGUAAACUUUUAUAAAUAAGGGGGUUAGUAAUUGUCAAAUUGUGACUUUAUUAUUUAUUAUUAGGUACGUAAAGAUGUUUAUCGCUUAACUUUAUCGGGUUGCAUACCCAUGUAAUGUCCGUCCAAAAUUAAAUUAGGUAUAUUGUAAUUCUAUUUUAGGUUAAGUUCGUUUUUCCUUUGAGAAGUCGCAAAAAACUUUCUCCACUUACAAAAGGUAUAAUUAGUUUUAUUUUUAUUUAACAUACCUGCUCGUGCAAUUUAUUUCGUUUUGUUAAAAUGUAACUUGACUUCGUUAUAAAAUAUGUUAUUUAUUUAUUAAAAUGUGCGUCAAUCGCGGGUUUGUUCUAAAAAAUGUGCUCAAUUUUAUUUGUGAUAUUAAAAUAAUACAACAAUA
Cydia fagiglandana is the source of this 2075-nucleotide messenger RNA. Its product is annotated as alpha-N-acetylgalactosaminidase-like. The transcript is spliced from 9 exons. The record is from RefSeq and is a predicted model, not a curated record. NCBI's taxonomy places the organism in Eukaryota, Metazoa, Arthropoda, Insecta, Lepidoptera, Tortricidae. Gene Ontology annotation, cellular component: cytoplasm. The coding region runs from base 173 to 1411 and encodes 412 amino acids. Gene Ontology annotation, biological process: glycoside catabolic process; oligosaccharide metabolic process. Gene Ontology annotation, molecular function: alpha-galactosidase activity.